GGCGGGCCCGGCGCACACGAUGGCAGCGCCCGCCCGAGUCUUCCCUUUCCGCGAUGCCCGCUGGGCCCCGGACCCGGUGCUGGAGCCGAGCGCGGCCGUGCGGAGCCCGCAGCCGGUGCCGCUGGUGAUCGAUAACGGCUCCUUCCAAACACGGGCGGGCUGGGCCUCCGCCGAGCCCUCCGUGCCCGCCCGGCCCUUGCUGCGGUUCCGCUCUCUGGCCGCUCGCAGCCGCGGGGCCCGCGGCGGGGCCGGCGCCGACACUCAGGUAGGGAACGACCUGGGGAGCCCCGAACCGCUCCGCUGGCUGCUGCGUUCCCCCUUCGACCGCAACGUGCCCGUCCAGCUGGAGCUGCAGGAGCUGCUCCUCGAUCACGUCUUCCAGCGCCUCGGCGUCUCCUCGCAGGGUUGUGUUGAUCAUCCAAUAGUUCUGACAGAAGCAGUGUGCAAUCCUCUCUACUCAAGACAAAUGAUGUCAGAGCUCCUCUUUGAAUGUUACCAAGUGCCAAAAGUAUCCUAUGGUGUAGACAGCUUGUACAGCUUUCACCACAACAGAAGGCAGAACUGGCCCUGCAGUGGUUUGGUGAUAUCUUCAGGUUAUCAGUGUACACACAUUUUGCCAGUUUUAGAAGGCAGGUUGGAUGCUAAAAACUGCAAACGGAUCAACCUUGGGGGGUGCCAGGCAGCCGUGUAUCUGCAGCGCCUCCUGCAGCUGAAGUACCCGGGCCAUUUUGCUGCCAUCACACUCAGUCGCAUGGAAGAAAUCCUGCAUGAGCACAGCUACAUUGCAGAGGACUACAUAGAAGAGCUGCAGAAGUGGCAGUCCCCAGAGUACUAUGAGAACAACAUGCACAAGAUGCAGCUGCCUUUCUCCAACAAGCUGCUGGGCAGCACUCUGACAUCAGAGGAGAAGCAAGAGAGGAGGCAGCAGCAGUUACGUCGACUUCAGGAACUCAACGCACGUCGUCGAGAAGAGAAGCUGCAGCUUGACCAAGAGAGGCUGGACAGGCUACUCUACGUGCAGGAACUUUUAGAAGAUGGUCAAAUGGAUCAGUUCCAUAAAGCUUUGGUGGAGCUGAACAUGGACUCUGCAGAAGAGCUUCAGUCCUACAUCAGCAAGUUGAGUCUGUCUGUUGAACAAACAAAGCAGAAAAUCCUACAGUCAGAAGUCAGUAUUGAAGUAGAUGUUGUGGACAGCAAGCCAGAGACUCCUGAUUUGGAUCCGUUAGGGAGUGAACAGUCACUGGAGGAUGUGGAAAGUAUGAAUGAGUUUGAACCUUUGUUUGCUGAGGAACAGCCUGAAGUUGAGAAGCCUGUUGCUGCAGUGCAGCCUGUGUUUAACCUGGCAGAAUACCACCAGCUUUUCCUUGGAACUGAAAGAAUCAGGGCUCCAGAGAUUAUCUUCCAGCCAUCCCUGAUAGGAGAAGACCAGGCUGGGAUAGCAGAAACUAUGCAAUAUGUCCUUGAGAGGUAUCCAAAGGAACAACAAGCUAUUCUUGUCCAGAAUGUUUUCCUCACUGGUGGAAAUACCAUGUACCCUGGGCUGAAAGCCAGAGUCCAGAAGGAACUCCUUGAAAUGAGACCAUUCCAGUCAUCUUUUCAGGUUCACCUGGCUUCCAGUCCUGUUUUAGAUGCCUGGUAUGGGGCUAGGGAUUGGGCAGUGGAAUACAUGACCCGUGAGGAAGGCUGGAUAACCAGGAAAGACUAUGAAGAAAAAGGAGGAGAAUACCUCAAGGAACACUGUGCUUCAAAUGUCUACGUUCCCAUUCGCCUCCCAAAGCAGGCCCCAAGGACAGCAGAGGCACUGGCACCCAGCAGAGUGACAUCCAGCACAGGCAAUCCUUGUGAGCAGGCAUAGCACUGCCCCUGGGCACAGCCUCGGGUGGAGGUGACAGUUCAGGGAAAAGAGGAGUUACCAGGUGGCAGUGUGAGCUGUCCUGGAGUGCAGGCCACAGCCUGGCCCUGCAGCCUGCCCAGAGCACCAGGCACCUCAUCCAGUUCCUCCAGGGAGGAAGACAAGCCACCCCAGGCUGGCAGCUGGUGUGAUCCCCAGCUGGCAUGGUUGUAGCACAGCAGUGUGUGUCAGCAAGGAGGGACAUGUCAGAAGUGCAUUCCAGAGAAAGAUACCAGCUUGUCAGCUUCCUCAGGGAUUUUUUUGAGAGUAUACGUUUUACAGCUUCUUUAAGUUAAAUUUCAAUGUACUGGUUUUAAACUGCAUUUAUUGCAAGAUCCAGCAGCUGGCCUGUGUCGAGCGAGUCAGCCCAGCAGGUGUCUCCCUGGCUUGUCCCUGUUUGUCAGGACACGUUGGGCAUGGGCUGUCACUGCUGCUGGAGGCCACAGGGCCUGAUCUCUGCCUUUCCUCCUGAGGCCUCCUACACUCAGGUCUCAUUUGAUUUCUUUCCUGCUGCACAUUGUCUGCUAAACCACUGCUUGUUCAGCAAUGGGGUUUCAGGUACUUCUUGACUUCUUUCAUGUCAGUAGUUUUGAUGUCUUGGUUGAAACUGAUCACUUAAAAGACUGUCCAGGUAUAAAACCAGAACCCCCCAGGAAGCACUGUCCAGAAGGACUGCCAGAGCUCCUGCUGUGUGUAAGGGGGUUUAAAAGAGUGGUGGCUCUUGACUGGUGGGACUUUUUUAUCAAAACCUUGAGCAAUAAAGCCAAUUUUUUUUGCUUUA
Molecule: messenger RNA, 2672 nt
Organism: Apus apus (common swift)
Lineage: Eukaryota; Metazoa; Chordata; Aves; Apodiformes; Apodidae
Gene: ACTR5
Product: actin related protein 5
Exons: 9
Coding region: 20-1855 (611 amino acids)
Biological process (GO): regulation of DNA-templated transcription
Cellular component (GO): cytoplasm; Ino80 complex
Source: RefSeq, a predicted model, not a curated record